Closterium sp. NIES-65 is the source of this 2607-nucleotide messenger RNA. Lineage: Eukaryota; Viridiplantae; Streptophyta; Zygnematophyceae; Desmidiales; Closteriaceae. The record is from the annotation of a GenBank genome assembly.
AUGGCUACCCCUAGCGUUCUCGUCUUUGAUGCUGAGGGUAGGGCUGUUGACUUUGAGGUCUGGGUCGAUGAUCUACAACUUUUCCUACAGUGCGAUAGGAAAGAUGGUCUCUCACUGUUCGAUCUCACGUCUGGCGCCUCUACUGCCCCUGCUGCCGAUGCUGACAGCACUAUUCCCUCACAGUGGGCCACACGCGAUGCUGCUGCCCGUCUUGCUGUGCGUAGUCACUUGCCGUCCACUGAGCGCGCGCACUUUAGUCAGUACAAGAGUGCUAAGACCUUGGACCACUUCCUCUCUGUUUGCCCCACCACACUCACCGUUGACCUCCUCGAGGAGCGCCUCCUCGUAGCUGAGAAGAGUAUAGUCGCUGUAGGAGCCUCUCGUGGUGACCCUCGUGCCCCCUUCUUUGAGGGGUGCUCCCCCUCCCUUUUGCCCUCUGUUGCCUGUGCUGCUGCCGUCAACUUCGUUGGCACCGAGUCGGUCGGCGCUACGUCUGCCCCUAGCGGGAGACGCCGCACCGGCAAGAGCAAGGGGGGCAAGGGCGCUCGAGGGGCUGGCGAGGGCGGUGGAGGUUGCGGCGGAGGCGGCGAAGGGAGUGGGGGUGGCGGUGGGAGUGGUGGCGGGGGUGGGGGCUUCGGUGGCGGCGGUGGAGGCGGAGGCGGCGGCGGCGGUGGCGGUGGGAGCGGAGGAGGAGGCGGUGGCUGGGGUGGGGGAGGUGACGACGGCGGAGGUGGAGCUGGUCGGGGUGGCUCUAAGCAGCAGAGCAGCUUCGGUGGUGGUCAGCGCCAGCAGCAGAAGCGCACUCGUGCUGGUGAGGCUGCUGCUCUAGGUGCUAGUGCGUCUGCUGCCCCAGGUACUGGUGCGUCUGCUCUCUCAGGUACCACGUCGGCUCAGGCCUUCCACACCUUCACCCUUCACUCCGGUGCUUCCCGCUCCUCCUUUCAAGACCGCACCACGCUUACGCCGCUUAGUCGGCCAGUUGCGGUCUCCCUGGCGGACCCCUCUGGGGGUCCUGUCCUUGCCCACUUCUCCACUGUCUUACCGUGUCCGGCGGCCCCCUCUGCCACCCUGUCAGGUCUCUACCUCCCCUCAUUCUCUACGAACUUGGUGAGUGGUGCUGAUCUACAGGAUUGGGGGGUUGACCAGUUCACUCCUGCGAGUCAGCGGGUGACCCACUGUACGUGUGCUCGUACGGGCCGACACUUGGCCUCGUUUACCCAUCAGCCGGGGUCGAGCCUCUACACACUGACUACUGAGUCUCCUCCAGUUGCUGAGUCUGGUCGGGUAGCUGCGUCGGGUCAGGUGUUUGCUACAGCGUCCAGGUCUGGUCCUGAGUCUACUCCCUGCUCGUGUCGUCUCCUAUUCCACCAGACUCUCCUCUGGAUCCACCGCCUUGGUCACCCCUCCUUGCCUCGUCUCCGAGGCAUGGCCUCCCGUUACCUUGUCUCUGGUCUCCCCCGGUCCCUCCCUCCCCUCCCUCUGGGGCCUGCCCCUACCUGCGUUCCCUGCGUCGAGGGGCGGCAGCGCGCCGGCCCUCACUCCUCCGAGUUUCAUCCGACAGAGGCUCCGCUGCAGACUCUUCACAUGGACGUGUGGGGUCCCGCCCGCGUCCGUGGCCAGGAUCACGAGCGUUACUUCCUGUUGGUGGUUGAUGACUACUCGCGUUACACCACGGUGUUCCCCUUGCGCAGCAAGGGUGACGUCACUGAGGUAUUGAUCGAUUGGAUCCGCGCAGCUCGUCUCCAGCUCAGAGAGAGUUUCGGCUCGGACUUUCCUGUUUUGCGUCUGCACUCUGACAGAGGCGGGGAGUUUUCCUCUUCCCUUCUGGGAGCCUUCUGUCGUGCACAGGGCAUCCGCCAGACCUUCACGCUUCCGGCCUCUCCACAGCAAAAUGGGAUUGCUGAGCGCCGCAUUGGCAUGGUCAUGGACGUCGCUCGUACGUCCAUGAUCCAUGCGGCUGCUCCCCAUUUUCCGUGGCCGUUUGCAGUUUGGUACGCAGCGCAUCAGAUCAACCUUCAGCCCCGGGUCUCCUUGCCUGAGACCUCCACCAUCUUGCGGUGGACGGGGAAGGUUGGCGAUGCGUCUGCGUUUCGUGUCUGGGGAUCUCGGGCAUUUGUCCGCGACUUGUCUGCGGACAAGCUAUCCCCCCGUGGUGUUCCCUGCGUCUUCCUUGGCUUCCCCCCUGACGCGCCUGGUUGGCAAUUUUACCACCCCACCUUGCGCCGUGUUCUGUCCUCCCAGGACGUCACCUUUGAAGAGUCGGCUCCUUACUACUGUCUCUUCCCCUACCGCACUGCGCCCCUCCCCCCACUGUCGCUCUUCCUUGCGCCAGGUCCCCCCCCGGUAGACCCUCUCCCCCCUCAGGGUCCUGCCCCGUCGGGUGUGUCCCAGGUAGACGCAGUCGAGCCUGUCGAGGUAGCUGUUGACUCUGGUGCUGCUAGGGGUACUGAGUUUGGGGGUGCUGAGACUGGAGGUGCUGAGCCUGGGGGUGCAGAGCCUGGGGUUGCGGAGCGUGGGGGUGCUGGGUCUGCUCGUGUGGCCUCUGGUGGUGCUGGGUCUGGGGGUCCUUCGUGUGCUUCAUCUCGGCGGGAGCUACCCUCUCUAUAG